Messenger RNA from Durotheca rogersii, 3618 nucleotides. RefSeq lists its product as uncharacterized. The transcript has a single exon. Lineage: Eukaryota; Fungi; Ascomycota; Sordariomycetes; Xylariales; Xylariaceae. The record is from RefSeq and is a predicted model, not a curated record. The coding region runs from base 1 to 3618 and encodes 1205 amino acids.
AUGUUCUUGCGGCGGCCUGUAUUCAUUACCUUCGCUCUCUUAUUUGUGGCCAUGAUUGUGGUCCUCGAGGUGCUCUUCGGCCUCUCGAAAAGGAAUCAAGGGGUAACCGAGAGUGAUGCCGGCCUCAGAUAUCUGUGGACCUACGGACCGACAGCCUUCCUGACCCUAGUUCACGCGCUCUGGAACCGCGUAGACUAUGAGGCCAAGGCGACGGCGCCGUGGCUCAAGGCUGAUCCGGUCCUGAUCGGCCGGGACGCCUUGCUACUCGAUUACGUCGACAUGCUUCCUAUAGAGGUACCCUUCCGGGCCUUGAAGCGCCGUGAUUUCGUGGUAGCCGCAAGCUCCACGAUAUCGCUGCUCUUAACCGCGCUGAUCGUCCUAUCUACGGGUCUGUUCACUCUCUCCCCCGUACAGAUCUUCGACCAGUCCGUACCUAUAUCGCUACAGAGUCGGUUUGUCGAUGAUCUGGCCCGUCUCUCCACCCCGUCUGCCCUCCCUUUCUACGGGUUACGGGGGCUCGCCGAGGCCAACCUAAAGUAUCCCGAUGGCUGUUCAAGUCAAUAUGCCUACCAGUCCUUCGCAUCCGACCUACAGGGGAUCUCGGAGCUGCAUGCAACAGUCGAUGGCAUGUAUAUGGAUCUCGAUUGCGAGAAAGCGUCCGUGAGGGAUUUGCGCCUCACUCACAUCAUCUGGACGAACAUCAGCUCCAUGGUCUGGGGCUCAGAACUGAAUCUGGAGUACGGGGACUGCAGAGCUCCGGUAACAUUUGACGCCAACCCUCUCGCUCCCAUGAUGCCAUACGUGCCGUUCAGAGCGACCAACACCGAGACCACCUUCGUACAUCGUAACGUGCACCUAGUCGCAGCGGGAGGGCUCACCCCGGGCCAGUGCGGGACCGGGGGUCUGGACCACAAUCGUCUGGUGUACCUUUCCCUAGAGCUAUAUUACAAGCUGGCCAACGAGACCGAGACCAAGUAUUUCGACACGGACGCCGUUCGGCUCGACUUUGAGGUUACUGACGCGAAGUCUGCCGCCUUAGUGUGCGCCCCAACCUACGGCAUAACUCCCGUCGAUGUCGUCCGCAACGCCACGGGGAUAAUGAGUGUCACUCCUCACGGCGACGACCCCCCAAGAUUGUUUCCGGGCAUCCACCCCUGGAAUAUCAUGCAGGCCAAUUUAGAUACCUUCGAAACCCUCCGCGCCGAGCCAAUCUCUAUCGGUAAUGCGACCGUCGAUGAUUACGCUUCAGAGGUCUUCAGGACCUGCGGGGAUCCGUGUUCGCAGUUUUCAUCUAUGCUGGACGCUCCCCUGGUUGAGGAUCUCAUGUCAAAGUAUUACCGGAAGUACGCGUCGUUUCUCCUCCACCAGUCGCUUAUGGUGCCGGCUGACAUAGAGUCUACCGCCGCGGUAUCGAGGGUUGUGGAUCGCCUGUUCGUUCAAGUGACAGCGUGCCAGUGGAUGGUUGGCAUCAUGGUUCUCUGCGUAAUAAUACUAGCGUGGCUAUCCUCGAGGCGGACCGAGAGUCUCACUGUCUCGAUCCCCCCCGGGUCCAUCCUGGCCACUGCCGCCCUUGCCGGGCACGUUGUAGCCUCAAAGUUCCCCCGCGACCUCGGGGCGGUGGAUGCCAAGACUCUGGAAGCGAGGAUAGGGGAAUGGAGCGACAACGUCCACGCGACGUACCAGUAUCCUGUCGAUAGGGACGCGCCUCGUAGCGGGUCCGCGGCUAGAGGCGGCUGGAAACAAGAAGCUGAUGGUCUACUCAAACCAUCCGGCGGGCUCAAACCCGUCUAUCCUUUCGUCCUACGACCUAUCUUCCGAAUCGCAAUCUAUGCCGUGGUUGUCGGUUGUGUCGUGGCUUUGGAGCUCGUCCUCCAGAAAUCGAACCGUGAAGAAGGGUUAGGGGAUGUCUACGACGAUACCUACCUUCACUACGUAUGGACUGUCCUUCCUGCCGCAUUUUUCAGCCUCUUGGGACUUGUCUUCGUCUCGGCCGAUUCCCAAACCCGGCUUUUAGUGCCGUAUCACUCCUUAACCAGAGGCGCGCCGAUGGAUGAAUCAAUCGACGUGGACUUGCUGCGCCCUCUGAUGCCGCAAGUGCUCCACGAGCAAUUCAGAACCCGCAGCGCCGGCCCGCUAAUGACUACCGUCGCCGCGCUGAUCGCGUCCACGUUCGCUAUCGGCACGGGCUCGCUGUACCGGGCCAGGACGUUCCCGAUCGCCAGCCCCGUGGAGCUCCGGACGACGAGCACCUUCUCGGUCGCGACCCACACGGGCGCAGAUUCGAACCUCGAGUCGUCGCUCAUCCUGGCAAGUAACCUCUCAUACUCGUCGUUAGCGUACGAGAACCUCGUGUUCCCGGAGUUCUCGCUCGAGAAAUACGUGACAACAAACGCCUCCCAGGUCUCAGACGAGUCCUCGAUCGUCAUCGAAGCGACGGUCCCGGCGAUACGGCCUCAGCUCUCCUGCCACCUCUAUUCGGAAUCCGACAUCACAUAUACCUUCUUCCGCAACCAGACAAUCGGUUCCAGUAUCAACCGGUGGGUAUCUGACGGCUUUGCGAUCAACAUCACGGGGGAGUCUUGCCCUGGCCGAUGGUUCCCAGAGACACUGAUGGUGAUACCCAAUAACACGGCGACCUUUACGAUGGACUUCCCCGCGGAGGGUUAUUUUGGUACGGGUUCCAACGUCAAGAGACGCUCCGUGUCCGGCUGUAGCUAUUUCCUAUAUACGUGGGGUAAGUUCUCCGCGUCGACAGACCCGCCGUCCCUGUCGGCAUCUGCCUUGGGCUGCAACGCCACCGCCGAAGCUGUCGACGUAACCGUCACUCUAAUAGGGCCUCGGCUCCAACUGGAUCCAUCGCGGCCGCCGCGCCCGAUCGAAUCAACCGCGCGUCCGGUGCCGAUCGAGGAGGUCGAGGGGGGUGAUUCGGCCAAGAUUCCCAUGCUCAUCCCGCUCACCAUGUACGACAACCUGGCGUCGCUCCCGCCACCCAGCAAUAACACCACGUUCGAUGCUUUCUUCGAGCAGCUCGUCACCUCGCGCUACGCUGUGCCCCUCUCCGCAGUAGGCGACCCCGCCCAAGCGGCGACGGUCCGGGACGCGAUCACGUUCCAGCAUGGUGUCAUCGCUGCCCAGUACUACAGCAACACAUACCGGACCGGCGUCCCGACCGAGCCCACAACGAUCACGACACCGCUAUUCCCUUCGCUAUCCGAGGCGUCUUCGCCAGCCGGCGGCGACACGGGCGUCUACCCGGGCACGGCAUCCGACCCGUACGGGAGGCGGCGGCUGGCGCAGGACACGGCGUCGACGCGGGUGCUCGAGGCGCUGCUGCUAGGCACGCUGGCUCUCUCGCUGGCGGGGUGGGCGCUCGGCCCGCGGGGCGCGGUGCUGCCGCGCAGCCCGUCGGGGAUCGCGGGGGUGCUGGCGCUGCUGGCGGGCGGCGACGUGCUGGAGCGGCUGUACCAGGGCCGGGACGGGGACGGCGGGGCGCGGUGGGAGAGCUUGGCGGAGGCGCGGUCGGCGUUCCCGGCGGAGUGCAGCUUCUGGAUGGGCUGGGGCCCGGCGCCGGGCGGCGGCGAGCAGAGGUUCGGCAUCUGGGCGGUGAAGGUGAACUAG